UCCUGCUGCGAGACUGUAACUGUUGCUAUCUGUCCUUGCUAAAUUGAAGUCAGUGGAGGGCUGACGCAUUUGCCGUGGUGUUCAGACCCGAUUCAAGGAAAAUCACAGCAGCUUGAGUUUUACACCCUACGCUGAGUGUGGACGGCUUGGCUGUUGUUAGCCAGGGCCCACCUAGGGGGGCUGGGUUUGAGCUGCGUCGCCUAAGUGUGUCAGGAUUAUCGGUGCGUAUCUCCACUAACAUCUUUAAAAAAAAUACUCUCUACUACGAAAGCAAGUUGCUGCCGUCUGUUCCCUGCGACUUUGCUCUGCAAGCAGCAGUGGCUCUGUGGAAGCCGUGUCAGCGGGGCGGGGGCGGAGAGCAGGGACAGCCCCUCACCUGGGGGCCGCUGGCGGCUCCGCACCUGCCGACCCGCAUCGCUUCUAGAGCCGCGAACCUCCUCCCCCCCCUCGUUCCCCCUUCCCCCGCGGGAGGCUGCGGACACGGGUGAGGUUUCGGCCGCUGCGGGACUGGGCCUGCGGCCGUGCGGGGCAGAGCCGCCCCCGCGCAGCCCUACGCGCGUUCUCCCUGCGCGGCGGAGGGAGGGGGAAGGCCCUGCCGCCCUCCCCCGGGGGACAAGUACCGGGGGGCGGCCGGUGCCGGGGCGGGCUCAGGCGCCCCGUCCUGCGUUUCACGCUGCCUCGGGCAGGGGACGGGGCUGCCGGGGUGUCCCUGUCGCUGCUCCUCCACCUCGCAGAAAAGGCUUCCAACAGGAGAUGAGGAUGAAGCGGUUCAUGGCCAUGUUAAACAGGAACAAAAACAAGGAUCCCCCGCCAACCAAGCUGCUGGAGCUGGCGGGACAGCUUUGCCAGGACCUCCAGGGCUCUUCUAGUCUGGAGAAGCUUGUUGGGGCCGUGAUGGGAUGCAAACACAAGAUGUAUUUUCUCACUAACGUCCACAUUGUCCGAGCUUGCGUGUUCGUUCACAUCCAUAAUGGGCAGCACGACGCAGCCUGCAGACUCCUGGAGUGUUGCAAGGCAGAAGAGAAGGAGGAGCUGGUGCAACUUUGGCAUGAGAUUCACUACCGGAGGGUUAUGGAGAAACACCACACGGAUUUUCUGACACCACUGCAGAAAUUCCGUUGCAGGAAGAGGAAUCCUCCACCUAUUUCCCUUUGUCCUGAAGGUCUGAAGAAUCGAAACUAUUCAGAGGAAGUACGCCAGCAACUGCACAGGUUUGCUGCAGAGGUGACAACAAAUCCAAACAAGAAACAGCGGGAGGGAUUGGCUCGGGAUAUGAACCUGCAGCCAACUCAGGUCUAUAAUUGGUUUGCAAAUUAUCGACGACGACAAAAAUCCUGCCUCCCUCGUAAGGAAAAGCUCAACAACUUGUGUCCUGAGAGGGCUUUGACAUGCCACGCAAAGGAGCAGCAGGAUAAAGGAUCCUACACUCCACAAACUGCAGAUGGAUCUUGUGUAGGCACCGUCUCUGAGCAAAUGGAGAUAACCCUCAUGCCCUGUGACCCAGGGUGGGAGCAGUCAGCUGCAGAUCUGGAUAAGCCUCCUCAAGGAACAUAUUUAAAGAUGCUGGAAUCCAGCUUUACGCAGAGCAGUGCGCUGUAUGAAGCGAGGACAAGCAAGCCUUUCACCACUCACAACAUGGAACAACCCGUAGCUUUUUGCACUGAGGCUGUGCUGGAACCAGGAACCUGCUUCAACGCCGCUGUCCUGCAGCCCAGAGGAGCAGCAGGCAGUACUGAUGCCAGCUCCCAGCUGGAUAACUUUGUCCUGUGCUCUUGCGGGUGCUUUACCUUCCCAGAUGAACGGCUGCCCACGUGGCAGCCCCCUUGCAGCACCAGAGGAGUCUCUGGCUCCGUGUGGACCUCAAGCAUAGAAGUCUCCAGUCUUGUUUGACAUUCCUGCCAUCUCCCUGUUCUUCAGAACAGCCUUGAUAGGAUACGUAAGUGAUGUCCACCUGCUUCUGCUGUAGGUCUACGGAACAGAAAGUGCUGUGACUGCCAUUCACCCAGCCUCUGGGGAACGUGGAGCAAGGAGCGGAGGAAUAGCUGGGUCAGAGGUUGGGGUCAUGUUAUCUGUAAUUGUCUUUAAUACAAGCAUUUAUUUCAGCAGGUAUCAGAGCUCCCUUGAGCAGAGUCCCUCAAGGUGGCUGUGUUGAGGCCAGUUCAGGAAGACUCAUUCAGCAGUCAGAUUUAGAGGUUGAAAGCUUCAUCCUUAGAGAAGGACAGCUAGGGACCCUGGAAUCUAUCCUUCCCCACAGGUAAAGGGAGCAGAAAGCACAGGGCUUCUUAAAGGCAGGGGUAACAAUGAUGCUGUGGGUCUAGCCUUGUCCUGAUCCCCCUGUUGAAAGGGGUUGCAGAAAGAAUGUGGUGAUGCAUCUCGUUCCAGGGGCCUUGACUCUCUCCUUGCGUCCAUCAUAUUUUGCAGAUGUUUUCAUCUGUGCACUGGCAAUGGGAAAUGCUGUAUAAGUGUAUAUGUGUUUUACAGUUAGUGUAGCACAAAGGAGAUCCAGGACCAGCCUCAUCAGGAAAGAUAUGAACCCCUCUUGUUAAAGCAGGUUUAGCUUCUAAGCUGUUUGCCUGUUUUUUCUUUUUGGCAGAAAAUCAUAACCUAUACCGAUGCAGUGAGGGCUGGUUCCGUGGGCUGCGUUGGUAGGGCCCAUGCUUAAUCCUAAAAUAGUUUUUGUAGCUUCAUAACCUCAUGACAAGAUUAUUCCAUAGUGCAAGCUUUCCAAAUUGGAAGACAGAAAGACAGGCACUGUUCUGUCUUUCUGUUUUCCACCUGUAACAAAUGUUUCAGACUGCAGGUUUUCUCUGGGACUUGAGAUAAAUUCACAGAACGCAAAACAACAAAAAUCUGUGCCAUCUUCCGUAUGUUAUACAACUUCCAUAAUGUUACAUAAAAAUGAACACUGCCAAACAGACAUGAUGAGGUUCCUUUAAUUUAUUGAUCUGCAAGACAGAACAGGAGCCGUACCCCCAUUUCAUAACCCUUCUGCUUGACACUGUCCAGCAUUUGUGGAGGCAUGACCCUGUCAAUAACGUGUCAAAGAGGUGGGUAGAAGCUGUUUUAUUCCCGCUUCAUAGAAGAGGAAGCAGAGGCACAGAGAGGCUUUGUGGCUUGUCAAACAACAAGGGAAGGCAGUGAUUCACUGGAGAUAAAGAUAGGUGGUUUUUUUGCCACCCGGUUCCCUACUAAAAACACUUCUGCCUUUUACCCCUGUUUUCCAGUUGGCUUGGUGCCUGCAGUUCAUAUUCAUGUCAGACUCCUCGCUCUGAAUUGCUGGGGGGAGCCCAGGUCUGGGACUUGUAAACCCCCCUCAGUCUGUGUGUUGGGAUUCGCAGCUUUAAACAGUGGCUGAAGAUCAUGAAAGAUCAGUGAGGCUGGCAAUAUUUUGGCUGGAUUUAAAAUUGCAUGUUCUGCCUCCAGAAUGAGCUCAUGUUUAUUUUUAAAAUAUGUUCCACCAGUAGAAGAAAUCUAUGGUGAAUGUCUCCUUGUUGGGUAUGUCUGCUGUGCCAGGAAUCCACGCACCCUUUAUCAUAUUCCUGGCAGGGACAGGACUUGAGGCUUCGUUGACACCUUCUGGUGAGGAUAUAGUUAUUUGAACCCUGUUUAGUGGCCUGGUCCAGCUGCCCCCAAAACCUUGAACUCCCCAAAGUGCCAUGAAUGCUAUGGAACAGCAGUCUCUUUAGAAAUGAGCGAUGCUUAGGCUGCCGUUUCAUCUUGGCCUGUUUGCAGUUUCUCUCUAGGGAGCCAGGAGACCUUGCGUGGAUAGUCUUGGUCACUGCUCAGUGAACGGCAGUGAAUGAGGAUCACCUUUGUUAUCGGGCAGAGCCCUCUAACAGAGUUACUGGAUUAGAGAGAAGUAUUGUGUCACCAGGGUCAUAUUUAGCGAUAAUGUUGCAAUGGGCAUCACUCAUCCGAGGACUCAUGAAGGAGUCAACAGCUUAAGCUGUGAGGCAAGUGAGUGUUGCUAUCCUGGAAAGACAGGGCAGCGAAGUUAUCCCUGCUUUACAGAUAAGAGUAGAGCACGGAGAAGGAAAUUGUUUAUCCAAGGUCACCCACCUGGAGCGGACUCAGUGUUAUGCUCUCACUGCCUUGCCAGCACCUGUAAGUGCAGGAGUAGAGCUACAAGUCAGCCAAAGGACCCUUAAUCUGCUUGUCUCAUUUUUAAAGGUGCUCACCUAGAAAGGACUUGGCCUGAAAGCUUAUUAGAACAAUUCCUGUUGAUUUCUUUCAUGGGCUUUUUACAGUCAGUCCUACGCACCUGGGCUGUAUCCAAACCUCUGAUGAUCUACAGGGCUGUGAGGUGGGAGUGUGAGGGGGAGCCAGGCUGGGAGCUGACUGUCUCCAUCUGCUCCUGCUGCCUGACAGGAGAGUUUGAUCCAGCUAGCGAACGGGAAGUCCCUGCGGGACACCAACCAGAUGCUCGCCUUUACAGAUAGUGGUGUCAUAUCCUCUUCACUCCUUGAGCUGGGACAGGUGGAAGGUAGCCCAGCUAAUGGUUCAUGCACAAUAUAACUCUCUUGUGCCUCACAUUUCAAACAGAAAAGCACGCUGAACUCUCUGGAGCAAGACAGACUGCAUUUAUGAGCCAGCAUAUUGAUUUAGAAAACAUCAAUGCUGAGAUGUUCGUUGCAGCUUACCGCUUCUGCCUGCAUUUUUAGGAUUCCAGCUCAGAGUGCUAGGAAUCAUCCUGCUUCCAGGCUUUCCCCUCUGGAUAACCCAGCACCCUGACACUGUCAGGCAGCAAGUCCAAAACGUGCUAAAGGAGGCCACCGUUUGGCGUGUUGUCUAAUUAAAUCCCAGAAUUUGUUGCGAAGGGCAUUGUCCAUGUGGUGUAAGUGGGCUAUGAAAAAGCAUGAGACACAUCCGUGGGGGAGCAGGGGGUCGAGUCUAUUCGUCAUUAGUGCAUGUAAUUGCCUGGAUGCAGCCUCCAGCAGAGGAGCUUCAAGACUGAUUGCUGGAACCUGGGGGCAUUCCAAGGAAGGGCAACUAGACACUUGUCCUGUUUCUACUUUCUUCCUACGCUCUAUUAGUUGGCACCUUUGGUCUGGGCCUGUGUGGCCAUUCAUACCACGGGAGUGGUAUGGGCAGUGGUGUUGGAGUAUAGAUACUUUUGAGUUGGUGAGGAAGGGAGAGAACAUCCCAUCGUCAAGUACCCAGUGUCUCCUCCCUGACCCAGUGCCUGCAGACUGUGACCUCUUUCUAGAGGUUGGCGGAGCCCCCGAGGGAGGUGUGGAUGGGGAGCCAUGGCCCCAGACGCUCUACUGGCGGCCUUGAAAAGCUGUAGCAGAAUCUUAGCCAAUGUUGUGGCUAUGUCUAAAGCCACACGUUUGUAUGUUUUGACUCUUAAGAUCUGUUUUGUUUUUUUUUAAAUAUGUUCCAGGAAAGACACAUUUUGGUAGACAUCUCUUUCUUUCUGGCAAAUGUUCUUGGGGCAUAAAGGAAAGCUGCAAAUCGAGAUGUCAUUCCUGUAUACUGCUCCUGGUCAGGCUAGUCCCCCCAGGGCAGAAUCUGUAUUUUCAGGCCAUAACAAUUUGGAGAAAUGGGGCAGGUUUGUAGACAACUCAACAGAACUCUAUUGAAUUAAUAGUCCUGCCAGCAGCCCCUCUUGACCUGCUGCAAAACAUUACAGUAAGUGGUGAGUAGAGCAUAAAUACAAAUGCAUUUGUGUAUCGUAUUUUCUCCAGUUCCUGUCAGAGUGUGUUUGGCAAGCCUCAGUGCCCACCUGUUCCUGCACCCUGCAUGGAAGAAAGCCAGGCCUUGGGACAAAGCCAGGUAAGAGAACGCACCUGAUGUUCAGAGACAGGAGCUUAGCGCUGCACACGCUGUCCAGCUGUGGCUCUCACACAAGAGGUGUGAAUUCUCACAUCGUAUCUAGUGUGGAACAUAUCUGAUCGAAGCAUACCUUUGGAAUCUGGUUCAGAGCAAGCUGGGCAUUCCCUGGGUGGCAUCCAGCAGAUGCUAGGAGGAGAGGUGGUUUUGUUGUUUUUUCCACUUGGACUGCUUAUCAGACCCUGAUUUUACUAAAUGUGUCAUUGAAAUGAUGUCCACAGCAACCUGUGCAGGUCCACAGUGUCAUUUACAUUUUGAGCAACGGAGGGCUCCCCUGGCCCUGUGGAAAGCAGCUGGCAGAAGAUGGCUGCUCCAGCAUCCUCUCUUCUGAGGGGUUCUGCGGAAUUUGACUGCUCUCUCAGACCUCUUAAAAUCUUUCAUUUCCAAGUCUGUGUUAUUGCUGAGGGAAAGGGAUUUUGCGCUGUUCCGAGAUGGCUGAUAGCAGUGUAUGGUAAAUAGGAAACGAUAAAAGAAGUUACUUCUGUGAUCUGGAUGCAGUCUGCAUGCCUUCUUAUGGUGAUUUUAAGGCAGUGGAAAAUAUAUGUUAGAAAUCUGGUGCUUUCAAGGGGAUGGGAACACUUCUGUGAAUUAAAUGUUACUUAAAAAUAGGACCCAAGAAAGCCCUAUCUAAACUGUACCUUGAGCUAUUUCUUGGCUUCAUGCGUGUUGGUCUGCCAAUCAGUUAGCAUCCAUUUCUGUUUCUCUUGCAGCGUAAGCUGAUGGAGAAAAGCUUUUUAAAAGAGAUUUUGAAAAGCAGGAGACCGUAUCUGCUGGCCUCGUUAUAGGAAGUGGCUGCAACUCUGAGGGCAGUAACAGAACCUCUUUUGAGCCUUUGAAAGCAUCAAUAUAAAGAUCUGUAUCUUGGAAAGUGGCCUUUUUACCAGCUAUAAUGUGAGCCAGACGAGUAGGAAAGCUUUGGGCAUUAAUAAUGAAUGAGCCUUUUAUAAGAUUUCCAGAGCAUGCAGUCUGUAGCUGGAGUUUUCAUCCUGCUAUUUUGCAUUCUUGCACUGAUUUUGCAAUGGUGUAGAAACAUGACGCUCGGUGCAAAUGUGGGCUGGGGAGCAGGGUGCUGUGUGAUGCCUGCAGAUGUCAAAAGGGGACAUCUUCAGAUCUUUGUAACAAUUACUCAGUUCUGGAACUGAGAAAAGCAAUUUUUGCGUAUUUUAAUGUGUGCUGUAGGAAAAGGAAGAGCUUGAAUGGGUAAAUGAUUUUAUAGUGUUCUACAGACUUCCUGGGCACUCUGUUUCUUGCUGAAUCAACUUGCCCUGGGCUUGUUGCAGGAAUAUGCAGAUGUUUGGUUCCCAUGUCUGAACCACAGGGGUGCAGAAAUACAUCUCCUUUUGUCCACACAUCACUUCCAAUUUGCUUUUCAUAGAUCAUGCAUCCUAUCAGAGCCAAAAUGAGAGUAAAACAAAACAAGCAAGCAAACAAAAAAAGUUAAUUUUUGAGAUAUUUCUUUCCCUCCUGGAACAGAGCUUCCUUGUUCAGGUGAUCACUCCCUUCUUAAUUAUUUCGGCCUGGUCUUACCUUCUGUCAUUUACUUGCUUUUAUAGGAGCCAGUGCCUUGGGCAAAGGGAAGGGAAUCGCUCUUCUCUGAAUUACAAAGAGUUGAAUCGUGCACUGAUUGUGCUUGUCAUUCUUACACCCACGUGCUGUACAGAUGGACUACUGUACCUGAGCUUAGAGGGGAACAAGGACUCUGUCCCUUUGUGCCCACAGCCCUCACCGUUGGCAUUCCCUCCCACUGUAGGGCCUUGUGCUCCUCUGUGUCUGCCCAAAAGAGCUCUUCCACCGCGAGCAGCCGCAUCAGUACAGAUGGGAUGUGGUGAAACUGAUUCCUUCCCAUGUCUUUCAGGUUCCGGAGGAUCCGGUUGGUGACCCAGUAACCAAUGACACGUUCUGGGCAGCAUGGCUGCUCUUUGAAUUCUCCGCUGGGGGACGGAUGUGACCUGCCUGCAGAGAUGCUCCGUGUGGUCUGCACUUCCCCAGGAAACACCACAUCCUUUCCUGGUUUUUUUUUUUUUUUUUCAGAUGAAUGAGGUGUUUAACAUGAAGAUGAAUAGUGAGGUAGAAGGAUGAAGACUCUUUCUAAUAGUUACAAAGUUUGUUUUAGUUACAGUUCUAUUAAGGAUUUUGCAAAGGAUAGAAGAAAUCAAAGGUGCAUUGUGAAUUGUAGGCUUUUACUGGAACAGUCUGAAGCUUCACUGUUAGAUGCUAAAAAUAUCGAGUCACUAGUUCUGUGGCAGUUAUGUAUUUCUACCCAUAGCACCGGUCAGGUCCGAGUCCUUCAUUACAUCAUGAAGGUAAAUGAAGCUCCUUUACUCAAAAAGAGUAAAAUUUAGUUACAUUGCUUAGCAGUGGAUAUUGGAUAACUUUUUCUCAGGCCUGGAAAAGAAGGUCUCAGCUAAGUGCUGGUAAAAUACUGCUAUUUCUUAUCCCUGCAUUUUUGUUGUACUGCUAGGUGUAACUUCUGGAGCGUUCCAUGCUCUGCACUGCCACUGAUGACAAACUGCAGCACGGCAGAAGUUUCAGUGCUCAAGUCAAAGGAGCAGGAGCCAUUGUGUGAGAGCGUAUGGACGCCAGCCAGACCCUUGAUGCAGGUUUAAAACUAACGCUGCAGGUCGUUGGGCAGUCUUUUGGGUAUUUUCCCUAAAUAUUACUGCUAUUUUUUAAAAAUCUGUAUUAAAAAAGGGGUAAUACUUGCCAAAACUCCAGCCCCUGGAUACAUGAAGUAGAUGCCUCCAGUACCUUUUGUAAUGAAGUUAGCAAAUAAAGGUUAUGAAUGACUCUUUCUCCAGGGUUUGUUUUUCAAGGUAAGGCUGUG
Molecule: messenger RNA, 8656 nt
Organism: Chroicocephalus ridibundus (black-headed gull)
Lineage: Eukaryota; Metazoa; Chordata; Aves; Charadriiformes; Laridae
Gene: ANHX
Product: anomalous homeobox
Exons: 8
Coding region: 754-1890 (378 amino acids)
Biological process (GO): skeletal muscle fiber development; regulation of transcription by RNA polymerase II; regulation of skeletal muscle cell proliferation
Cellular component (GO): nucleus; transcription regulator complex
Molecular function (GO): RNA polymerase II cis-regulatory region sequence-specific DNA binding; DNA-binding transcription factor activity, RNA polymerase II-specific
Source: RefSeq, a predicted model, not a curated record